UGCGUUUGUGCGUUUGUGUUAAUUCUGCGUAUUAAUAUGCAAUAAAUAGCAUUGACGGGAAAUAGGUUAUCGAAUAGAUACAGGUCAUUGGGCGGUAUGGUGUACCACCAGCAAAGCGGGGUGUGUUGCCGUCUACACUUCCGAUGACUAAUCGGGCUGUGAAUGGAAACUUUAUGGCCGAAUUAUAAGCAAAUUGAAUGAGCUUUUUUCCUAAAUACGCAAGAAUUUCGUGGAAAUCCUGUAGUGCGAAUAUCGUAAUUAUUAUUGCCAUUUCGCAUUCCAUAUCGACCACUUUUUCUUUCCAUACGGUUGAGGAAGUCGCUUCGGCCCGGUGCGUUACUGUCCAGUGUAGCUAACCUUGAAAGACAUUAAUGCGAUGCAAACGAUAAGCGGCAGCUGACCUUUUGGGUGUGAAAAAAAUUAAUUCCACUUGUAAUCGAUCGCGUUCGGCCGGCUUGAGAACUGAGUGGUAUAAAAAAUGGGUAAAGUGUUCGCGCAUUUUUUUGCGUGUGGCCAAUUUGUCGCUGCAAGUUUGGCAGUAAAGUUCGAAGGAGAGUGUGUGAAGUGCUUAAUAGCAAGGGAGUUGUAUCAUUUUGGGGUGCUUGUGAAUUGCCAGCAUGGUUGGAUCGUCAAGUCCAAAGCAUUAUCUAAUUUUGCAGACCAUACCGUUGGGUAAAUCUCGGUGAAGCAAACAAUGUGUAGCAUCUCUAUCCACUCGCGAUGUGAGAAGACGCGGAAGACCCAAACGUCUUUAGCGUAGAAUUCACGUAAAUUGAAGAUGAUCAGUGUUGAUUGAGAUGUGCCUGCCAGUGAUAAGCAUUGCUAUAGCCGGAUAAUGGAUAAUGGAGAUAAUGGAUCUUGCGGGACGGCCCUGCAACUCGAUCAGAGCUGAUCUCGGGACAGUUGGCUGGAAGUGUUUGCCCGCGCUGGUGGAGCGAUAUGACGACCGCAACAACGAUCACGACGCCAACCGCGAAGCGAGGUCAUUGGGCAUCGAAAACGGAGUUUAUUCUGUCGUGCAUUGGGUAUGCGAUCGGGCUGGGGAAUGUGUGGCGCUUCCCGUACCUGUGCUAUCGGAACGGUGGUGGUGCCUUUCUCGUACCCUACCUGCUGAUGCUAGUGCUGUGUGGCAUACCGUUGUUCUUUCUGGAAACAUGCCUGGGUCAGUUUAGUGGAACGGGAUGCAUAACGGUGUUCAAAAUUGUGCCACUACUAAAGGGCGCCGGUAUUGCGAUCGUUGUGCUCAACUUAAUCUGUAACGCGUACUAUAUUGCGAUCAUUUCGUAUCCUCUGCUGUUCCUGUGGCGAUCGCUGCAAGCACAGCUGCCGUGGGAGAGCUGUGGCAAUGCGUGGAACACACCUCGAUGUUUGGAGCUGCGUGGCGAUCAGCAUGUGGAGUUGUUUCUGAACAACAGUGCAAUGGCGAUCGGUGAUCGUUACCGUACACCGGCGGAUGAGUUUUUCCACAACGAAAUCCUCCACAUAUCGGAAGGUAUCGAACAGAUGGGCGGCAUCGUGUGGCCCCUGUUGCUGUGUGACGUCAUCGCCUGGAUAGUGAUAUUCGGUUGCAUCGCCAAAGGGGUGCAAUCGGUCGGUAAGGUCGUUUACUGUACUGCCACCUUUCCGUUCGCGAUCCUGGCGGUGUUACUUGUGCGCGGUAUCACGCUUCCCGGUGCGCUGGAGGGCAUCAAGUUCUACAUAAUGCCCCAGUGGAGCCAGCUGCUGAAUCUGCGCGUUUGGGCCGAUGCAGCGAUCCAGAUUUUCUACUCCCUUGGACCGGGCUGGGGUGGCAUUUUGAAUAUGGCGAGCUAUAAUCAGUUCAAAAACAACACCAAACUCGACUCGAUCGUCAUACCGAUCGUUAACUGUGGUACGAGCAUACUGGCCGGGUUUGUGGUGUUCUCUGUGCUAGGAUACUUUUCACAUCAAACAGGUCUUCCCGUAGCGUCGGCUGCCACUGGCGGUCCGGGAUUGGCGUUCAUCACGUACCCGGAAGCGAUCAGUAUGCUUCCGCUGUCACCGCUGUGGGCCUGUCUGUUCUUCAGUAUGCUAUUUUUCCUCGGCGUUGACAGUAUGUUCGUUCAAAUCGAAGCGAUCGUUUCGUCGGUGAUGGACGUGUUACCGAGGUUACGCCCAAUGAAGCUCCAGGUAACGGCCGGAACUUGUUUUCUUCUUUUCCUGCUCUCUAUCGCUUGCGUGACACAGGGUGGAAUGUACUUGGUGCAGCUGCUCGACUGGUAUUCGGGGUCCAUUUCGGUGAUACUGGUUUGUAUCGUUGAGGUUAUUACCGUCGGUUGGAUCUACGGGUGUGAGCAGUUCGUGCGCGACGUCGAGUUCAUGAUCGAUCGCAAGGUGGAACGGUUUUGGAUAGUUUCAUGGAAGUACAUCACACCGAUCGUGCUGACUUUUAUUUUCACUACAACGAUUGUGUACAACACUGAGGUAUCGUACAAUGGCUUUUCGUAUCCACGGUGGGCUAUUGGAGUCGGGUGGGCCAGCUGCUUGGUGUCGAUACUUUGCAUUCCAGUGUUUGCGUCUUACAAGCUCCUUCACACGAAGGGUUCAUUGACAAAGCGUUUUAAAACCCAACUCAAAGCACAGGAUUGGGGCCCUGCCGAUGAUGAACUGCGUGCAUUGUGGAGUGACAGUGUUGCAUUACGUUCAGUGCGUUAAAUAAACGAUUUCUUUACACCGAAA
This is a messenger RNA of Anopheles arabiensis, 2697 nucleotides long. Its product is annotated as sodium-dependent proline transporter. The transcript has 7 exons. The record is from RefSeq and is a predicted model, not a curated record. Lineage: Eukaryota; Metazoa; Arthropoda; Insecta; Diptera; Culicidae. Gene Ontology annotation, cellular component: membrane. Gene Ontology annotation, molecular function: glycine transmembrane transporter activity. Gene Ontology annotation, biological process: sodium ion transmembrane transport. Bases 940 to 2673 code for a protein of 577 amino acids.